AUGGGUGCAUCUCGCGCUGAUAAGGAGCUCUACUUCCAAAAGCUCAAGGAACUCUUGAACCAGUAUCCGUCUAUCUUCAUUGUCAAUGUUGACAACGUCGGGUCUAACCAGAUGCACCAAAUUCGUGUUGCUCUUCGUGGCAAGGGUGUCGUCUUGAUGGGAAAGAACACCAUGGUUCGCCGUGCCCUCCGUUCGAUCCUGGCCGAGUCCCCCCAGUUUGAGCGUCUCUUACCUCACGUCAAGGGCAACAUCGGAUUCGUCUUUACCAACGGUGACCUGAAAGAGGUCAGAGACGUCAUUACCGCCAACAAGGUUGCUGCCCCCGCUCGUGCUGGUGCUUUCGCUCCCAAGGAUGUUACCGUUCCUGCAGGUAAUACUGGUAUGGAACCCGGCAAGACUUCCUUCUUCCAGGCGCUCGGUAUCCCUACCAAGAUUGCUCGUGGUACCAUCGAAAUUGUUUCCGAUAUCAAGGUUGUCACUGCUGGAACCCGUGUUGGAUCGUCCGAGGCUACACUUUUGAAUAUGUUGAACAUUUCGCCCUUCACAUACGGAAUGACUGUUGCCCAGAUCUAUGACGCUGGAACCACCUUCCCACCUAACGUUCUUGACGUCGACGAAUCUGAACUCAUUAGCCGUUUCGCUACUGGUAUCCGGAACAUCGCCGCCAUAUCGUUGGCUAUUGAGUUCCCCACCAUCGCCUCCAUCGGCCAUUCUUUGGUCAACGCGUACAAAAACUUGCUUGCUGUUUCCAUUGCGACUGACUACACCUUUGAAGGUGCUGAGAAGGUCAAGGAAUAUCUCGCUAAUCCCGAGGCCUUCGCCGUUGCCGUUGCUCCUGUCGCUGCUGAUUCUGCACCCGCUGCUGCUGCCAAGGAAGAGGAGAAGAAGGAGGAAGAAGAAGAAUCUGAGGACGAUAUGGGCUUUGGUCUGUUCGAUUAG
Molecule: messenger RNA, 939 nt
Organism: Marasmius oreades (fairy-ring Marasmius)
Lineage: Eukaryota; Fungi; Basidiomycota; Agaricomycetes; Agaricales; Marasmiaceae
Product: 60s acidic ribosomal protein P2
Exons: 4
Coding region: 1-939 (312 amino acids)
Biological process (GO): cytoplasmic translation; ribosomal large subunit assembly; ribosome biogenesis
Cellular component (GO): cytosolic large ribosomal subunit
Molecular function (GO): large ribosomal subunit rRNA binding; structural constituent of ribosome
Source: RefSeq, a predicted model, not a curated record